ACCAAACCGACCAGCCAGCUUACAGUGCAGCAAUAAUGAAACCCAUGGUGGCGUUGCCAUUGUUUUUGACCUUCCUUCUCUUUGUAUGCUGUCCAGCGGGGGCCACCCCGGUGCCGCCAUCCCUGCCUGAUAGUCACAAAGCUUCUACAAGCAGUGUGACUGACCGUGUCGCGCUCUUGUCUUUCAGGGCACACAUAAAGAGUGAUCCAUCAAGGGCUUUGGCAUCUUGGGGCAACCAGUCCAUUCCUGUAUGCCAGUGGCGCGGCGUGGUGUGCGGCCUGAGGGGCCUGCGCCAUGGCCGGGUCAUAGCACUGGAUCUCCCUGGGCUCAACCUUCUUGGCACCAUCACACCUAAACUCGGUAACCUUACCUACUUGAGAUGGCUCCAUUUGCCACAAAAUUGCCUGUUUGGUACCCUGCCACCAGAACUCAGUGGCCUUCUUGAUCUCCGGCAUCUAGAUAUCAGUGAGAACUCCAUUGGAGGGCAGAUUCCACCGUCACUAGCUAACUGCAGGCUCCUUGAGACAAUGGAUCUCCACAGCAACAGGUUGCAACUGGAGAUACCGCACCAACUCGGCUCCCUGAAAAAUCUCCAGGUACUGAGACUUGGCUAUAACACUCUCAUAGGAAGCAUUCCUUCAAAGAUCGGCAAUCUCGUCAAUCUUAAACUUCUUGACGUUGGAGGCAACAACCUCACAGGAGAGAUACCAUCAGAGAUCGGUAAACUCAGUGAUCUUGAAUGGCUGAAUCUAAAAUUAAAUCAGUUUGUGGGAUCCAUUCCUAGUACAUUUGGAAACCUCUCAGCGUUGACCCAUCUAAAUAUCUUUUCAAACAGACUAACAGGAGGUUUCCCACCAAUGCAAGGCCUCUUAUCUCUCAGCUUCCUCGAGCUGGGAGAGAACAACCUCACAGGAAUAGUCCCUUCUUGGCUUGGAAACCUCUCCUCACUAAAGAUUAUAGAUCUUCAGAAAAAUAGUUUAGUCGGGCACAUCCCAGAAUCACUAGGAAACCUCAAGUUGCUCACAGUUCUUUCUCUCUCAUUCAACAAGCUUGUAGGAUGCAUACCGAAUCCCCUUGGAAACCUCCAUACCCUCAUUGAAGUUGAUAUAGACAACAAUGAAUUAGAAGGCUCUGUUGCCCCUUCAAUAUUCAACAUCUCCUCCCUUGAAAUUUUCAACGUACAGUCCAACCACCUAAACGGUUCUUUUCCACAUGACUUGGGCAGCGAGCUCCCAAAACUUGAACUAUUUCUAGUUGAUGAUAAUCGAUUUCAUGGUGAGAUCCCACCAGCAUUAUGCAAUACCUCUGUGAUUCAGUGGAUUCAAAUGUCUCAAAACUUCUUAUCAGGGAUGAUUCCCCAUUGUUUCGGAAUUCAACAGAAAAAUUUGUUGGUGCUGAACUUGGCACAGAACCAACUUGAAGGUACAAAUAAUUCUGAUUGGAGUUUCUUGUCAAGUCUGACCAACUGUAGUCAUUUGAAAUUGUUAGAUUUGAGUCGAAACAAGUUACAUGGUGAGCUACCAGAUCUGAUAGGCAAUUUUUCCAGGAAUCUGUUUCAUCUUAAUGUAGAGAUGAACCGCAUAACUGGAAAGAUACCAGAAAGCAUCGGGAACUUGAUUGGCUUGAAUGGACUUGGCAUGGACAGCAAUCUCUUUGAAAGAAAUAUUCCAUCAUCAAUUGGCAAUCUCAAGAAGUUGAAUAUACUAGCACUAUCUGAUAACAAUCUGUUAGGUUCGAUCCCAGUAAUUCUUGGCAAUUUAACAGUGCUUUCUAGACUUGGUCUGGAUGGCAAUGCCCUCAGUGGAGCCAUACCUUCGACUCUAAGCAGUUGUCCUUUAGAAAUCUUGUACCUUUCGCACAACAGACUCACUGGUCCAAUACCCAAGGAACUUUUUCUCAUCUCUACCUUAUCUAAUUCCCUGCUCUUAGAUCAUAAUUUGCUAACUGGACCUAUACCUUCUGAAGUAGGCAACCUCAGAAAUAUUGAGGAACUUGAUUUCUCCAGUAACAAUAUAUCUGGAGAGAUCCCUCUCUCCAUUGGUAACUGUCAGAGCUUACAAUAUCUCUCUAUAUCUGGGAAUUUCCUUCAGGGUGUAAUUCCAUUAUCAGUAGGGCUACUAAAUGGUCUCUUAGAGCUUGAUCUUUCCCAUAACAAUUUAUCUGGAAGAAUCCCAGGUUUCCUUGGAAAUAUAAGAGCCCUUACAAAUUUGAAUCUCUCAUUCAACAACUUUGAGGGUGAGGUUCCAAAGGAUGGAAUAUUUCUCAACACAUCAGCUAUCUCAAUUGUGGGCAACAACGGCCUGUGUGGAAGCAUUCCUCAAUUGAAGUUGCCACUCUGCUCCAGCCAUCCUACCAACAUGAACUCUCGAAAGAAAGCCAUGUUGAUCUCCAGUGUUGCCGGAAUACUAUUUCUCACUUCAGUGGUUGUGUUGUUUGCCAUAUUACAUUGGAGAAGUAAGCCAAGACAAGAAGAAACACAUGAAUCACAACUCAGUGGGCAACAUUUGAGAGUCUCUUAUGCUGAAUUAGUCAAUGCAACAAAUGACUUCUCAUCUGAGAACCUUGUUGGAGUAGGGAGCUUUGGUUCAGUGUAUAAGGGAAGAAUGAUGAACCAUGAUCAACAGUUAGUUGUUGCUGUAAAGGUUUUCAACCUACAAAGGCGAGGGGCAUUUAAAAGUUUUGAUGCAGAAUGUGACACUUUGAGGUAUGUUAGGCAUCGGAACCUUUUGAAAGUCUUGACAGUCUGCUCAAGCACUGACUUUCGAGGUUAUGACUUCAAGGCUCUGAUAUAUGAGUUUCUGCCAAAUGGAAACCUGCAUGAAUGGCUGCACCUGUAUCCAGAGAGGAAAGGUCAAAGGAAGGUGCUAGACCUUGUUCAAAGGAUAAGCAUUGCCAUCGAUGUGGCCUCUGCAAUUGAUUAUCUGCACCACCACAAUCCAUUUCCCAUUAUUCAUUGUGAUCUCAAACCAACUAAUGUUCUAAUCGACAACAAUAUGGUAGCUCAAGUAGGUGAUUUUGGCCUUGCAAGAUUUCUACAUGAAGACUCCAGUGACAUCUUAGAGCAGUCAACAAGUUGGGCUGCCAUGAGAGGAACUAUUGGCUAUACUGCUCCAGAGUACGGACAGGGCAAUAAUGCCUCAAUUCAAGGUGAUGUAUAUAGCUUCGGCAUAUUAUUGUUGGAGAUGUUCACCAGAAAAAGGCCAACAGAUAGUGAAUUUACAGGAGGUUCUAAUCUGCAUAAGUAUGUUGAGAUGGCAUUACCAGACCAAGCAAUCAGUGCCAUCGAUCAACACUUACUGUCAGUAACAGAUGACAGUGAACCAAGGACGCAAGACAACCAGAACAUCACAGAAAAGAGAAUUGCUUGCAUCAUUUCAGUUCUUCAAAUUGGGAUUUUAUGUUCAAAUGAUCUGCCAGCAGAUAGACCGCAAAUUGGAGAUGCUUUGAAAGAAUUACUGGUAACCAAGGAUAAACUCAUAUGUGGUAGGUAACAGGAGUGUUGUGAUACAAUUUCUAAAUUGUAAUUGUAUGAUGUUAGACGUUAGCACUCCUUAGUUUUGAUAUUGCUCAUUGAACUUCUUGGUUUCAGCUUCUGCUAAAUUCCAACCAUAUUUAAA
Molecule: messenger RNA, 3617 nt
Organism: Panicum virgatum (switchgrass)
Lineage: Eukaryota; Viridiplantae; Streptophyta; Magnoliopsida; Poales; Poaceae
Product: receptor kinase-like protein Xa21
Exons: 2
Coding region: 36-3491 (1151 amino acids)
Biological process (GO): protein phosphorylation
Molecular function (GO): protein binding; protein kinase activity; ATP binding
Source: RefSeq, a predicted model, not a curated record